Desarmillaria tabescens is the source of this 777-nucleotide messenger RNA. RefSeq lists its product as uncharacterized. The record is from RefSeq and is a predicted model, not a curated record. NCBI's taxonomy places the organism in Eukaryota, Fungi, Basidiomycota, Agaricomycetes, Agaricales, Physalacriaceae. The transcript has 3 exons. Bases 1 to 777 code for a protein of 258 amino acids.
AUGACCAGGCUUGAGAAUCAGCAUGAGGAUGUCCUGGCCAUCAUCAAGGAUGACAUGGUGGACUUCACCAGCUCAGUAUGGGGAACACAGAAGGAGGAAGCACCAAUGGUGUACACACCCACUCCGAGCAACGAGUGGCAAGACAAGGAAGAAGAGAAGCAGGACAAGGCAAUGCAAGACAUCACUGACUGCUUCAGGAUGGAGGAUCUGGUGGAAACCACCCUCCAGGAGAAAGAGGACCAAAUAACAACCCUACUCUUUGAAGAAAUAAGGGAGGGAUGCAUGAAUGACCUAAAGGAGGACUUGAAGUGGUUUGAAGAUGAUGCACUCGAGUGCUGGAAUCACCAGAGUGAUUACUUCCUUGACCAGCAUGCCAACCCGGCCCAUACGAGGUACCCCAGAUAUGAGGCUCUCAAAGCAGCCGUACAGCAGAGAUUCUGGAAAGGACACCACCAGGACCUGAAGUAUCAGGAGUGGGAGGCGUUGAGGCAGUCUAGCUUCAAGAGCAUGGAAGAAUUCUUCCAGAAGUUCGAGGAACUCACUAAAGACACUGGAAAGCUGGGAAUCGAUGCUGACAUGCUUUGCAUAGCCCAAAAUGGCACCCGCAAGACCUUGCAGGACAUCAUCUAUCACUCCAAGGAAGCCCCCCUGACCAUGUACAAUGAAUGGAAGCAACAGGUCAAACAGAUUGACCUGAACUACCAUGUCCACCAUGCCAAGUUCAGCAAUGGACCGGCACCCAGAAGCAAGACCCCCUUGAACAACAACUCAAGUUGA